Molecule: messenger RNA, 4679 nt
Organism: Pelodiscus sinensis (Chinese soft-shelled turtle)
Lineage: Eukaryota; Metazoa; Chordata; Testudines; Trionychidae
Product: granulocyte-macrophage colony-stimulating factor receptor subunit alpha-like
Biological process (GO): cytokine-mediated signaling pathway
Cellular component (GO): external side of plasma membrane; membrane
Molecular function (GO): protein binding; cytokine receptor activity
Source: RefSeq, a predicted model, not a curated record
UAAGUAUUAAUAGCUCUAUUAAGGCAGUUCCAGAACUGGGCAUUUGAACAAACAUCUCCGGGAGGCAAAGUCCUGAAACGGAGCCACAUAUUAUAUAAUGAGAGCGUAUUCUUGCAGCACUACCAGAGCUUCAGACUCAAGCAUUCCUGUCAUCUCAGAAGCAGGGCCUUAAGUUAAAUGAAACAUAAGCCUUGUGCAAGGACGAGGAAGAAAAGCUCUAUGUGACUGAGUUCAUCUAUCUCCCAGUACAUAUUCUUCUCCCUCCUGGAGGGAUGGCCUCUCCAAAAUUUGGAUGACACUUUAUUAUUUAUGGUUAAUGAUCUGAAGAAAUAGGAGGGAACUCCUGCCACUCCCGCAAGAAAGGCUUGGUUCCUGCGUCCAGGAGAAGGUUACGUGGCUGCAUAGCCCAGGCAAAGGUUUUAUUCCUAUUUCCAAGAAAAAUAAAGGAUGACUGCCACCUUCCGACUUGUUUCCAUGAUUUGGAGAGUCCUGUUCUUUCUGAUAUGGUGUGCUGACUAUGUGAAUACAAAGAUGAUGCCAUCAUCCUCACCCAUUGCCAACUUGACAUUCAGUCACACAAAGCUACAGCUGACCUGGGACAGCAGCAUCACUGAUAUUGACUACAACUGUUAUAUGGAAACAAGCCAGGAUUAUAUAGAGAAAGAGGCAUCGAAUAAAACCUGUAUAUUUAGCAGACCUAUACAUAUGGGGGCAAAAUUGGGAGUUAAAGGAACAUACAAUGGCACUGAAUAUUCAGAAGAAAUCAGAUUCAUUCCCCCAGGCAAGAAUGGAACACGUGUUGAAAAUUUCUCCUGUGUGAUUUACAAUAUUUCCUUCAUGAAUUGCACUUGGGAUGCUGGCAGAAAAGCUCCAAUCAAUACCCAAUAUUGUCUUUCAUUGCAGUACCCAAGUGAAAAAGAUGCACUAAAGUGUCCACAUUACAUAAAAGAUGCGCUUGGAAGACAUAUCUCAUGCAGUUUCCAAAAUGUGACAAUAAUUAAGGAUCCAGUUUACUUCCUGGUGAAGGGGGACAGCAAUGAAUUGGAGAUUCAGUUUUAUGAUGAGUUCAUCAAACUCUAUGAAAUUGAAAAGUUAACUCCUCCAGUCAAUAUCACCGUAAACUGUUCUGAAGACCAGCCACGGUGUAUCGUGCAAUGGAAACGGCCCCAGUUAAGCCAUGAAGAAAGAGAUAUAGAUCAAUGUUUUGAGUAUGAAAUUGACAUUCGAAAUAAGAAAACUAACGCCAACCCCGAGGAAAACAAAAAUGAGCCUCAUACGGCACAAGGAACAAGUUUCACAUUUGAGAAUUACAAUGUGAAAAAAAAAUACUCCUUGAAAAUCAGAGCCAAGGGAGAUGCUUGUCUCAUAAGCAAAAAAUGGGGGGAAUGGAGUGAGCCCAUUGACUUUGGUAACACAGAUGGUGCAGCCCUUAUGUACCCAAUUGUUUUACUUCUCAUAGCAAUUGGAACAAUCCUAGUGGCACUGCUUAUAUUUUUUCUAUGCAAAAGGUGCUGCAAUUUGAAAAAAAUGUUUCCUCCAGUUCCACAACCAAAAAACAAAUUUUACGAACUUCAGAAGGAAGGGAUGGAUCCACCACUAACAAAAUAUGAAACUGAAGAAAUAACUACUGUUGAAGAAGUUGCAUAACUUACCAAAAGCAAAAUGAAGCAUGUGGAUUCCCCAAGUUAAACACCUACAAUCCUCAUGGCAAUGCUGUGCAUUUUGUACACUCACUCCCUUUCUCUCACCUACAAAUAUUACUUAACACUUCUAAGACCCUGUUUUCAGUUUCCUAUAAUUUUGUCAAAUUUGGACAGAUGUUUUUCCAUGCUACGUGUCUGCAUGGGUGAAUUACUUGGAAUGUGUCAGAAAAAACAUUUCAGUAAUUUGGAAUCCCUAGCAGCUCAGCAGCAGUGUGGGGCCGAGUCUCCUGAUAAUCCCCAGGAGCGCAGGGCGAGAGGCCCACAGCAGCCCCCCAAGUCAAGGGACUAGGAUUGGAGCCCUAAAGCAGCUUCUAGGAAUGCGGGCCGGAGCGCUGUGUAAACCUGCAGCAGCACAAGGCCGGUGCUGGAGUCUUUGGGUAGCCCAUGUUGGAAUGGGGCCGAAGCUGCACAGCAACCCCUGGGAAUGGGGGCUGUGAUUGAAGCCCUGCAGCAGUGUGGUGGCGGAGCCUGCUGGCAGCCUCCACAAAUGAAGGGCCAGAGCCAACAUAGCAGCCCCUCAGGCACCUGGGGACUGGAGUCCUGCAGCAGCAGAGCCGGCCCAAGGUACAGGCCAAUCAGGCUACCCACCCAGGGCACCCCGUUGUAAGGGGUGCCACGCGGGGCUGCCGGGCUGGGCAGGGGCAGUACCGCACAUGCUCCGCGUGCCCAGGGUAGCGCCACGUAUGCGCUGGGCGCCUGGGGGCAGCACCACACAUGCGUCGCACUCCCGGGGUCGGCGCUAUGCUCCCGGAACCUGGAGCGCACAAAUGGCUCGGGCCAGCCCUGUGCAGCAGCCCCUGGGCAUGUGGGGCUGGGCCACAGCCCCCUGCAGGAACCGGAGUCUGUGCUGCUCAGGAAGCCAACAGCAGCUAGCCAAGCAGCCCCGCCAGUUUGGAGGGGAAGGUCAAGCAGGGUGCUUCCUGAGGCAGCCUGCCAGCUGCAUGGGCUUGGGUGCCAGUGGCAGACCUCCCCAUGUCUGGCAAAUUCUCUUGUUCGGGACCAGUUACAUCCUGAUGGUGCAGGACAAAGGAGGCCCAACCUGUACUUUGACCAUUGUUGCAUUUUCUGCUUUUGUCCUCCUUGCAUCAUAAGUAAUCAUAAGCACCUACCCCUAUCCUUAGACAAUGUCCACGCUUAGUAUAGCCACGGCAGCAGUGCUGUAAUUUGUUGCACUAGGGAGGUUUUUUUCACCUCUAAGCAAGGAAGUUGCAAGGCAGUAAAAUGCCAGCAUAGACAAGCUUAGUCUUUCUCUUGUUUCUAAUACAUUUCUAAAAUGAUUUCUUGUUACUAUUUAUUUUCUAGCUAGUUUUAUCUUACUGCGUGCCUUGGCCUUACUAAUUUUUUUCCUACAUGCUUGUGUUCAGUUUUUAUAUAUGUAGUAAUUUGACUUAGUUUCCACUUGAAUAUUUUUUUCCAAGUUUCACAUCUUUGACAAUCUCUUGGCUAAGCCCAAUAACUAGGUUGGGGUUCUCUGUUGUUUUUAACCCCCAAGUGGGAUGUAAGCCUAUUUCAACAGGGUCACCAAGACUGGUGUCAGCCCUGACCCCAACAAGUUUGAAGCCCAUGGCCCAAGGCUAAGGUUACAGCUUUGGGAUCAAGCAGGCUCAGUCUUCAGUCCCCCUCCAUGGAGUCGUGUAAUACUUUCUUUUUGUCAGAAGGAAGUCAUGAUGCAGUGAGAAUUGAGAACCACUGAACUAGAUCAACCCCUGGCCUUUCACGAAGCCCAUUCUCAGAAGGUGGAGAAAUAUACCACACUAGCCAACUCCCUGAGAACCCAGGGGUAUAAGUUACAGAUUCACACCGGGAUCGUGUGAGUAUGGUGCUGUAUGUGGCGUUGAUCGGCGCCAUGCUUGACUUAUGAGGCAGCUCAAUGGUGUCUGACACCAUCGAGUGGUCUAGAGCCAUUUACACAGAGCACACCACAGAACACAGAGUACCAGGAUGCAUAAACAAGACCACCACCAAGAGACACAGUCAGGGAAAUAACUCAUUGCCUUCCCUGAUCAAAUUGUGGAAGAAAACUGGCAUGUCAUGCCAAUUUUCUUUCACAAUCUCAUCUGAGGAAGUGGGUCUGGCCCACGAAAGCUCACCCUCUACUAAACCAUCUUGUUAGUCUUAAGUGCUGCAUAGUCCUGUCUUUUGUUUCAGCAAGACUAGACUAACAUGGCUACAUCUCUAUUACUAUUCUGCCUGAAUAAAGGUUGCCUGUGCACUCUAAACUUGAUCCCUUGUGCAUGUGUAUUGUGAUAGUCUUUUCCCAUAAACCAUAGUUUGUGUACAAGACAGAUGUUGCUCAUUGAACCAAUAGCUGUUCCAUUUUUUUUUUAAAAUUUAGCAUUCAGUAUGUGCAGCGCUUAGAUUCAAGCACAAAUGUCAAUUUCAUUCAUCUUUACAACAGAUCAGUGAAGUAGGAGGUAUUGCUAUCCACUUACUGUAAGUGAAACUUGAGAUGUACCCUGAAAAAAUCAGAUCCUAGACAUGUCCCAUGCCAAUUAAAUUUAACUGAGUUGACCCAUACACUUACGUAAAAAAUAAAGUUAUAUACCAACCAAUCCAACAUAUUUACAAAAAUUAAAAGUACUAAACAUACACAUUUAAAGGCCAGCCUUGUAAAAAUUGUCUACAGGUCGUAACUUCCUGUUCUGGUACCUUUGGGACCCAACAGGUCCUAAACAAGGGAAUCUGCUAAACUGGAGAAGUCAGUGUUGGACUCUCUAGGGCCACUUCCUGUGCAGCUCUGCACCAGUGGCUGGAGAGGAGACAGCAUUGACUGACAAAGAAGGGGGAGUGAAGGGGCUGGACUACAGCCCAGUGGAGUGCUGCACCCACCAUACCUCUUCCCCCGAGUGUCCCCCCUCUUCCUGCCUCCACUCCUCCCAAGAACGAGCACUACUAGUAAACCAUUUGUGAUGGACUGGAAGCGCUGAGGCUAUGUUUAUACUGGCAUGAUUUUGCUCAAAUACGUUUAACGGGAAA